ACUCCUAUUAUCAAAGAAAUUAAUAAUGGCCAACCUGAAACUGGCACUAAUUACAAGUUUAUACAGUGUUAAAAAAAAAACCCAGGCUUCCAAUUAGUCUUGUAUGUUUUAUUCAUUAAAUAACUCACUUCCUGCAUGGAUGUUUGACAUGCCUAUGAGCAAUCUGAGUCCCAUCUAUUUUUGUCACAGUUUCUGGGUGAGGGUUGGACCGCUUACAGAGUUGGAUUGUCGGACACCACUUGGCCUGAGAUGGUUGUUUAGAACAGACUGGUUUACUGAAUUAUCCAGUUUUUAUUUGAUCCAGGAUUUUUAGAAUAUUCCCACAGUCAUUCUCCUCAUGGACCUGUAUGAGAUCAGAGGAGGCAUACUGGAUGUGAUUGCAGAGGAAGCUGAGCACCAGGAGUUAAGCAGAGAGUCGACCACCAUGGAGCCCUACAGUGUGGUUUCAGACAGAGGAGGCAGGGCGACCCGAGACGUUUCCACCUUCCAGAGGUUAUCUACCGACACCAAUGAGUCCCUUCGUUUUGAGCCCUGUGAGGACAGCUCUCCAUCUCCCACUGGGGCAGAAGAUGGACAUGAUGACAAUGAUGUGUUUAAGGAGGGAGAAACUGAGAGUGAGAUUGUCACAAUCAGGAAUCGGUUGCAAGGGAAGGUUGCCGAGAUGGAGAACUUUGCAGGUCAUCUGGAGGAAAUCUUUCUCACUGUGGAGGAGAAUUUUGGCCGUCAGGAGCAGCACUUGGAGCAGCACUACAAUGAUGUGCUACAGACGCUGUCUCAGCGAUAUGACGAGAGGGCGGCUGGACUGGAGGAGGAGAAGAAGGGCAAGCUGGAAGCCCUGUACAGUCAGCUGCUGGCUUGUGGUCGGGCGAUGGAUGCCUCCAAGGAGCUCAUUGAGACGGCCCAGGAGAUCUACCGCAGCCAAGACAAGAGGCUUUUCCUGAAGACCGUUAUGCCCACCAUUAAAAGAAUUGAGGAGCUUGCCAAAGAGGAAACAGACUUCACGCUGGCUACAAGUCUUGAGUUUAACACACCACUUGCUGACCUGUCAGAUGUCAAAACCAUGAUGGACUCCAUCAACAUUGUUCCAGCUCCAUCUGCCCCAGUAAUAAACCCCCAGAUGCCCAACUCUGCCACCCAGACAUCCCUGCGUGUGUGCUGGAGCUUGUUCUCCGACGACACAGUGGAGUACUAUGAGCUUUACUACAGACCUGUGCUCGAGGACACACCAGCAGACAGCACCUGUGCACCACAUGUAAGCAAGGUAAAAGUGAAGGAGACCCACUGCACUGUAACAGAUCUGCUGCCCAAUGCUCAAUACGAACUGUGGGUGACCGCUACCAACACCACAGGCAUCAGCCCAGCGAGCGAGAAGGCCUUAUACAUGACAGUGCCGUCGCCUCCAGCGAUCAAGCAGAGGGAGUGUACUAGCUGUCCAGAGGCUGCUCUGAUCCGCUGGGAGUCAGGAAACAACAACCCUGUGGACUCGUACACUGUGGAGCUCAGUGAGAUGGGUGCUGAUGGCACACAGAGCGGUGUUACUGAGUCUAUAGUAGCCGUACCCACCUGUCAGUGUCUGAUCCAGCUGCAGACAGGACGCCGUUACCUCAUCGCUGUGCGAGCAGUCAACAUUGGCGGGCCCAGCGACAGGAGUGAAGUUAUUACUGUCUCCACAACGGGUACAUUCUUCUAUCUCCUGGAGGACAGUGCCCAUCCUUGCCUGUCCAUCUCUGAAGAUGGCUUCACUAUGUUUUAUGGAGAUGAGGAGCUGCCAAUUAGCGCUAUGGCCUCAGAUGAUAACAACUUUACCAGAUGUGUAGCUGUCCUGGGGGAUCUCAUUCCAGUGCGAGGCAGGCAUUACUGGGAAGUUGAGGUGGAUGAUGUGACAGAGUUUAGGAUCGGAGUUGCAUAUGAGGACACAGAAAGGAACUCGUACCUCGGAGCCAACAAUACCUCCUGGUGUAUGAGACACAUUCUCACUCCAUCCAGGCAUAAAUAUGAGUUUCUGCACAGUGGUUGGAGUCCUGACCUGAGGAUUACAGUGAACCCAGUGCGGAUAGGUGUGGCACUGGAUUACGAGAGGGGGUCUCUGUCCUUCUUUAAUGUGGAUCUGGAACAACACCUACACACCUUCCACUGUCACUUCCGAAAUUAUGUUCACCCCUGCUUCGGCCUGGACAACCCGGGAGCUCUUAUUGUGCACAACGGCAUAGAGGCUCCCGAGUACACAUUCAUCUGACACCAGCAAUCAUCAACAUCCCUAGAAGACCCUAACAUUAAACACCCAAAUUCAUAAAAUAAAACCAUCUCCUUAUCUUCCUCAGCAGUAUAAAAUGUGUGGAAUCUAAAGACAAUAAGGGGUUUUCAGUUGUUUUUAUUAUAGUAUUCCAUGGGAACAGGCAUACACCAUUUUCCAAGAUAAGAAAAAUUUUUACUGAAUUUUACAAUAUGUAUUUAUACCAUCAGCAUCUGCAGCAGACCAAGUGUUUAAAUUCAAAAUAAGGGGCUUGUUUUUGAUUAACAAAAGAUGCUUUAAAAAAACUGAAAUAAGUGUUUUAAGAAAAGGAAAAAAAAUCCAUUUGUAGUUAUUAUACAAUUCACAAAGGAAAAAUCCACCCUGAAUACUUUCACACUGUUAAAAUGUUGUAUAAUAGUGGUAAAUAUUUUGUUAAUAGAACAUUUCUCUGCCAUUUAAGAGAUUGGUAAGUGCACAUUUUAGAGUCAGACCCUUGGAGUAAAAAAAAGAGCCUUGUAUCAAGACAGCAAUAACAAGGGAGAAAAACACUGUAGAAAAGCUUUGUAUUUUCUAAAACCAUAUUCUCGAAAUUCUUCAAUGACAUGUAGCUGCAAGAUGUGUUGCAUUUUAAGCCACGUGGGUACAAACAUAUGCACAAUGAACUAGUUGGCAGGCUAUCUAAAUUUCUAUUUUUACAUUUUCUCUAUAGAUGGGCAUACAUUUAAAUAUGCCCACCUUUGACUAAAACCCAACAGGUUCACAUCCAUUGUGUGAGAGGUUAUAGAAAGGCAUUCUGGGAGAUGCAUGAAAAAAAACUUAACAGCAGGACAAGAAAAUUAAAAAAAAGCACCAAACAUCAAAAACUGGUGAUAAUUCAAAGACCAUACCAGUGUUUUUCCCCUCCAUUUUCAGCCUGCUUACUACUAAUCAUCUGUACUUUACAUUACUGCUAUAUAAAGACUGUCAACCUGAAAUAAAAAAAAUAAAAAAGUGCCACACGGAGA
This is a messenger RNA of Siniperca chuatsi (mandarin fish), 3237 nucleotides long. RefSeq names its product fibronectin type III and SPRY domain-containing protein 2. The coding region runs from base 338 to 2236 and encodes 632 amino acids. The transcript has 13 exons. The record is from RefSeq and is a predicted model, not a curated record. Gene Ontology annotation, molecular function: protein binding. NCBI's taxonomy places the organism in Eukaryota, Metazoa, Chordata, Actinopteri, Centrarchiformes, Sinipercidae.